AUGGAUGAGUUCAAGGUUCGAAGCGUCGACCUGCAACAGAAGCAAAACCAGACGCGUCACAAGACCGAGGCUCUGAGCUCCAGCACUCUGGUCCUGAGGAGAGGACAGGUCUUCACGGUGACCAUCAGCUAUGAGGGACGACCGCUCGAUCCACUGAAGGACAAACUGAUCUUCCGUAUUGCUCUAGGUCCGAUCGCUGUGGACGUCCCGGUCUCUGUGUCCGGACAGCCGUCUCUGACUCAGUGGACCGCGGUCCUGGAGAGGAGCGUCCUGAACCCAGCUGGACCCCGCGCUCUUUCGGUCUCACUGUCCAGUCCUGCGUCUGCUGCCGUCGGCGUCUACACGCUGCAGAUGAGAGUCGAGUCUCGCUUGAAUGUGAAAACCACUUUCGGCCAGUUCACGCUCCUCUGCAACCCCUGGUGCCAAGCUGAUUCUGUGUUUCUGCAGUCGGAGGAUCUGAGGACUGAAUAUGUCAAGAGUGAUAUCGGUCUGCUGUUUAAAGGCAGUCCUGGUAACAUGGUCUCCAGACCCUGGUCGUUUGAUCAGUAUGAAAAAGGGAUACUGGACAUCUGCAUGAAAUUGCUGCAGCUGAGUCCUCAAUAUCAAGCAGAUAUGAGAAAAGAUCUGCAGAACCGCAGCGAUCCGGUUUAUAUCGGCCGUGUGAUCUCAGCGAUGGUGAACUCUAACGAUGAUAAAGGGGUGUUGAUGGGAAACUGGUCAGGUGACUACAGCGGUGGGGUCAAUCCUUCAAAGUGGUCCGGCAGCGCAGAUAUUCUCAGGAAGUGGGCAGAAACACAAUUCGAGCCUGUGAAAUACGGACAGUGCUGGGUGUUUGCUGCUGUCAUGUGUACAGUGAUGAGAGUCCUCGGCGUACCGACUCGAGUCGUCACCAACUUCAACUCGGCUCACGACACAAACUCAAACCUGGUGAUUGAGGAGUAUUACACUGAGAUGGGGGAAAAACUGUCCAUCGGCAGAGACAGCAUCUGGAACUUUCAUGUGUGGGUGGAGAGCUGGAUGAAGAGGCCUGAUCUGGGUCGAGGUUAUGACGGAUGGCAGGUUCUCGACCCCACGCCACAAGAGAGGAGCGGAGGAAUGUUCCGCUGUGGUCCUGCUGCGGUUAAAGCCAUUUAUGAGAAGAAGGUGGAUGCGCAGUACGAUGUGCCGUUCGUUUACGCCGAAGUGAACGCGGAUGUGCACAGGAUGAUCGUCAGAGAUAGAAAGAUCCUCUCAACCAGGGUCGAUAAACGCAGCGUUGGAGCUCUGAUCUCCACCAAACGUCCAGGAUCCAUGAGCAUGCUGGACAUCACGUCUGAAUACAAAACUGAGCAGGAUGAAAUCAUAUCUUGCUUGUCAUUCAAUGCUGUUGAAGAAAGAAGCCUUCGUUUCAGUCGUCAGCCUGAAAUCAUGGUUCGUCAGGGUCUUGCAGUUUCUCUCCAGCUUCUGAGAGCCCCUGUAUUCGGAGAAAACAUUUCUUUCAACGUCGUAAUCACUAACAACGUGGCCGCUCGGAAACUGCUGAAAAAACACGUGAACGCUCAGGACAAGGAGUACAACCGCAAUCCUACGGGAACCUUCUGGGAGGCUCACGAUGACGUGAAGAUCGGCCCGAAUGAAACUGUGAGUAUAAAGCACGAGAUCUCCUUCAAGGAGUACAUGCUGAAGGAGGCUGGGGAGGAUUCUCUGGUUAACCUGGCUGUGGUUAUCGAGGACGUGAAGUCUGAGGAGAGAGUGCUGGCUUCUGAAGAGUUCAACAUCCCCAGCCCUUCCCUCGACAUACAGAUACAAAAUGAGUUCUCGGUGAACGUUAACACGCUACAAGUGGCCAUGGUGACCUUCACAAACCCCUUCGGCUUUACAGUGAGAGGAAAUCUGAGCGUCUCCGGAUCAGGACUCUUGGAGGAGAAGGCUCAAGUGAGGCUUACGAUCCAGCCUCGAGAAACCAAGAGGAUGGCCGUUAAUUUCACUACCAGGAUGAGCGGUGCAAAGAUGCUUUCUGCCAGCUUAGCGUUGGAGAAUCCUCCCAUAGUCCUGCACGGAUUCAAAUCAAUCAAUGUUCAAGCAUCAUCAGUGUUAGGGAUCUGUUCACAUGCAUUCUCCAGCAGAGGGCAGACUCGUUGAGUGGUUCACAGCAAA
Messenger RNA from Puntigrus tetrazona (Sumatra barb), 2136 nucleotides. RefSeq names its product protein-glutamine gamma-glutamyltransferase 5-like. NCBI's taxonomy places the organism in Eukaryota, Metazoa, Chordata, Actinopteri, Cypriniformes, Cyprinidae. The record is from RefSeq and is a predicted model, not a curated record. Gene Ontology annotation, biological process: peptide cross-linking. Gene Ontology annotation, molecular function: protein-glutamine gamma-glutamyltransferase activity.